CGGUCAUGUGAUCAGCUGUGUCCAAUCACAGCUGAUCACAUGGGACAUGUACACUGAUCAUCAGGGCACUGAUGAUCAGUGUGCCCUGAUGAUCAGUGAAGCCCCAGCAGCGCCACCUGUCAGUGUCCAUCAGAGCCUUCUGUCAGUGGCAGUGCCCAUCUGUGCCACAUAUCAGUGCCUACCACUGCACAUCAAUGCCACAUAGUGUCCAUCUGAGCUGCCUUUCAAUGUCACCCAUCAGUGCCCGUCAGUGCUGCCUAUCAGUGCCAUGUAUCAGUGCUGCCUUUCAAUGCCCAUCAGUGAUGCUUGUCAAUGCCCAUCAGUG
Messenger RNA from Staurois parvus, 325 nucleotides. NCBI's taxonomy places the organism in Eukaryota, Metazoa, Chordata, Amphibia, Anura, Ranidae. The record is from the annotation of a GenBank genome assembly.